UUCCGGUGAAAAUAAACAUGGCGGAGACGAAGCCUCUUUCUUUUGGCUUUUCAAAGAAAGUUGAGAGAAAAGACCUUAGUAAAUCAGUGGCGGCAGAAAAUGAAAAGAAAGAAGACGAUUCAAUUGACUAUGUAACUUCAGUUGAUAACAAAACCAUAAAAGGAUCAAAGCCAGAGAAAGAGAAGAAGGAGUAUGUGAUCCCUCUGAUUCAGAAGAAUGACUGGAGGUCAGGAUUGAAGUCCGAUAAACAGAGAGACGAGGCGGAGGAUGAGGCCGUCAGAGAAAUUAUAGAGGAUGCUGCCAGAAGGAAUGAGGCUUGGAAGGAACAGGGAAAGGUAGACAACUCUGACCUAGCCAUUCCUUUGCUAAUGCAGAAUAAAGUUCCAGAGGGAUUUGAAACAGAUGAGAAACUAGACGUUUCGCUAAGACCCGAUGAACCAGAGGAGGCAGAUUAUGAGGAGAUUCCAAUAGAAAACUUUGGUGUGGCCAUGUUAAAAGGAAUGGGGUGGAAAGAAGGAGAGGGCAUUGGAAAAAAUAAAAAGAAUUUUACACCUGUCAUUGCGACACUUCGCCCCAAGGGUCUGGGGUUGGGGGCUGAUAUCUCGGAGUCCAAACAAGCCAAGUGGAACGGGGAGGAGAAAGGCAAGGACAAAGACGAGGAGAUCCUCACCGUGAAGAAGGGAGCUUACUGCGUCCUCACCAAGGGAGCUAACAAGGACCUGUAUGGAGUGAUUGAGGGCCUGGAUGAGGAUAAUGCCCGCGUGAUGGUCAAGCUGACCCUGUCUGGUAACAUCGUCACCCAGAGUCAGUACGGUAUCAGGCUGGUCAGGAAGAAAGAGUACGAAAAGUACUCCAAGUACCUUAACAAAGGAAAAGCUGAUGAGUACAAAGAAAAAGGAAGUCUAAAGAAUCGCUCAAGGAAACGGUCCAGGUCAAGGUCACGAGAAAGAUCUCACAAAAAGUCACACAGACAUAGGUCAAGGUCAAAAGACAGGUCACACAGAGAACGGUCAAGGUCAAAGGAAAGGUCACACAGACAUGAGAAGGGUGACAGAAGGAAAGAGAACAGAGACAGAUCUCGUGAGAGGGAGGAGAGGAAUGGAGAGAGGAGACUACAGGAGGAGGAGAAAUCUCAGCGGGAGGACAGGAGGACUCGAGAUUAUGAGGACAAGAGGGCUCACGAUUAUGAGGACAGGGAGAAGCAAGUUUCCAGUUCACAGUCAUUUUCAGAAAUCUGGGUGCGUCCACAAAUCAGGGUCCGAAUUAUUGACAAGAAUUAUAAGAAAGGAAACUAUUUUAAAAGCAAGGUGACAGUGUUAGAUGUGCCAGGCCCAGAAAACUGUAUAUGUAAAACAGAAGAUGGAAAAGUUUUGGAAGGUCUUUCUCAGCUUCAGUUAGAAACAGUCAUUCCUAAAUCAGACAGGGCCUUUGUAUUGAUCGUGUCAGGAAAAUCUAGAGGACAGUUAGGAGAAUUAAUGUCGAGGAACAAGAAGAAAUCUACAGCUGCUGUGCAGUUAUUACAAGACCGGGACAGUGUUCUAAACAUUAGUUAUGAUCAUAUAUGUGAAUUUGUAGGGGAUAUUCAUGAAGAGUUUGAUUACUGAUUCUGUCUUAUUAAAAAAAAUCUUGUCACUCAUAAUUUUCUUUUAUAAUAAAAUUUUAAA
Messenger RNA from Saccostrea cuccullata (small rock oyster), 1664 nucleotides. RefSeq names its product G-patch domain and KOW motifs-containing protein-like. The transcript is spliced from 11 exons. Gene Ontology annotation, cellular component: spliceosomal complex. Lineage: Eukaryota; Metazoa; Mollusca; Bivalvia; Ostreida; Ostreidae. The record is from RefSeq and is a predicted model, not a curated record. The coding region runs from base 18 to 1604 and encodes 528 amino acids. Gene Ontology annotation, molecular function: nucleic acid binding. Gene Ontology annotation, biological process: mRNA splicing, via spliceosome.